GAAAAAUGCGAAAAAUGCGACUGCUGUUAGAAAUUCUCGAUGACCUCUUUUCCGCCUACAUGUUUCUGGGUGACACGAUUUACACUGUGGGAAGGGUCUUGAAAAGUACGAUCGGCGGACACGAACAAACGAAGCAAAAAUGGAUCGAUCUGUUGGAAAAAAACUGGCAAGACUUCCCAGACGAGGAUCGCGCGGAGGAAAUAGCGGAAGGCAAAGCGUUUUGGGAUCAGGAGGCAAUCAACACGAACCUAGAUCUCCACGACUUGAUAUACGCAUUCAAGGCGAACUGGGACACUCACCAACCUGAGAAAGUCAUCACGAUUUUCGCCGAAUGCCUGGCUCCGAAGAGGCAAUUGGUACUUCAUUGGGCAGCGCAGGUCAUGAAGAUGUAUGGCAUUUGUUAUUUGAACUUGAACAGGUUGGGCCCGCCCGGGUUCCCAGAUGGAUGGUAUAUUGUGAAAGGUCUACUAAGGGAAGACGAAGUGACGGAGCGCAUGUCUUUCGAACCCAUUGAGGAAAUACAAGUUGGCCGAUUCAUUUUGGAGGUACUUGGUGCAUAUCUCGUCAAGGUGAAGGGGGCGACCAGUGACGAGAUGACGAUACUUGUGUCACUCGUUGAUAAAGGAGGCAUCGUAUGGGAUUUAAGUUGCAAGUGUUGGAUGCCGUACACUUACGAUCAGACGAAGUCCGAGGAGUUAUUGAUGCGGGGUAUGAUGGGAUAUGCUACUGAUGGAGCGGGGAAAAAGAAGGAGGAAACUGAAUGAAAUAAUGGUCGACUUGCUCCUAUCGUCCUAUUUACCGUUCAAACAUGGCAGCAACAUUGUCUGAACAUGGUGAACAUGUAUGACGGCAGGCAUACAUGUUCACCACGUACAGACUUGCUCUUAUCCACGUCUCUUUACCGCUCAAGCAUGAGCAGCAACAUUGCAACGAGUGGGUUGACCGGGUUUGACAGAGCGGACCUACCGCCAUCCCAACUAGUAUCGAGUAUUUCAUGGGACAGAUAAUGGCAACACUUGUCCGAUGAACACUUUUGAGUUGUGGUUGAAAUGAUUGCAAUUCCAAUGAAAAAAAAAAAAAAAAAAAAAAAAAGUUUAAACCGCGGCUACAUCUUGAACGGCCAUACGACGAUAUAAAGAGAAGAGUCCUGAUCUGGUUCCCAAAACAAGAAAAAAAAGGCAAUCUCUACCCGUGGGGAUGAGGCCUACGUGAUUCGAACACGUAACCUUCUGAUCUGGAGUCAGACGCGCUACCGUUGCGCCAAGGCCCCCAUAUAUUCCCUACAUUGUCAUCCACUGCCACCGUUGCGCCAAGGCCCCGUAUGAACUAUCCUCAACAUGAACAACUCGUCCCCUCG
This is a messenger RNA of Spizellomyces punctatus DAOM BR117, 1357 nucleotides long. RefSeq lists its product as uncharacterized. The record is from RefSeq and is a predicted model, not a curated record. Lineage: Eukaryota; Fungi; Chytridiomycota; Chytridiomycetes; Spizellomycetales; Spizellomycetaceae. The transcript has a single exon. Bases 6 to 764 code for a protein of 252 amino acids.